CUGAUUGGGACACCGCACACUAGCCGCCCUAGCAACGCUUCUAGGAACAUGCAGACGGUGCUAUCCUCGCUGCUCAAGCACCCGCCCUACGCGGCGCUGCUGGGCGGCGCGGGCGAGCGCGACUGUGACUGCGUGCCCUCCAUCCCGCGCCUGCAGCUGCUCGUCGAGAGGGCCUGGCAGCUCGGCUUCGACACGCAGGGUUCAGAACAGUUAGGCUCAAAGUUACACAACACUCGCAAGUGGAUCGGUGCGUGCGAAGUGGUCACGGUACUCUCAUCGCUUAGGAUAAGAUGCCAGCUGAUCGACUUCCACAAGCCGACGGGCGCGGACGGCUCACACCCGGCACUGUUCGACUGGGUGCUUCGCUACUUUCAAGAAGAGCCUAGCGCUUUCAAGGCACCAUUGUACUUGCAGCACCAAGGUCAUUCUAGAACGAUAAUAGGGUAUGAGAAACAUAAAGACGGCAAAGCUACACUUUUAGUUCUGGACCCUUCACAUUCUCCUGCACAGGUGCGUCAAGUGACGUGCGGCAACGCAGCGGCAGGCGCGGCAGCGCUGCGGCUGCUGCGGCGCGGCGCGGGAGCCCUGCGCGCGCGCCAGUACCAGCUGCUCGCCGUCACUGGUGUCAUGGCCGACCACGAGUACGAGGCGAGUAAAGUGCUUCAAUCGGUGCGCAUACCAUAGGGCAGGCGUGUGCCGCGAUGUGCAAAUUUGGACUCUAUGAGCGCCCACACACAGGUCUGUACGGCGAGAAUCGCUUGCACUACAUACACAUGAUAUUUUGUGCGUACCGUUACGUUGUUUUAACUUUAUCAACCAAAAUGAAAAUGUGGGUAAUUUACCAAAAUGAAAAAUUAGAUAUUUACUAUUUAUUUAUGAAAUACCAAGUUAAAUUAUGU
Molecule: messenger RNA, 899 nt
Organism: Ostrinia nubilalis (European corn borer)
Lineage: Eukaryota; Metazoa; Arthropoda; Insecta; Lepidoptera; Crambidae
Product: zinc finger-containing ubiquitin peptidase 1-like
Exons: 6
Coding region: 49-684 (211 amino acids)
Source: RefSeq, a predicted model, not a curated record